GGAUCCGAUCAAAAUUGUAAAAGAGUAUGUUACGGGCCAUCAGAGAAGAGUAUGGUUAUUGUAAAAGCAGGAGACAAGGCAGAUCCGACCAAAAUUGUAAAACGGGUCAGGAAAAAAAUCGAAAAGCAUGUUGAGUUGAUUUCUCCGAAAAUCAUUCCAAAUCACAAUAAGGAGGUUAAAAAAGAGGAUUCAUUUCUUGAGGCAGCAUAUACGGGAAAUUUGACAUUGCUCUCGAGUAUGUACUCUUUGUUAGAUGAUUAUAUGUUCAAUUUAAAGUCAUCAUAUUCAUUUUGGUAAGAGAUUUUUUUUCGUCUUCAUUUCAAGUGAAUAAUGUAAUUUCAAUUUUUUUAUUCCGUAUUUGAUGAAUUUGGGUUGUGCCGAAUCAGCAUAAACGUUGACUCUGGAAUUGUGUGAUUUCCCAUCCCAAAAUUUGAUUUUCAAGUUUCCAGUCAAAAUUUCAACAAUGGGGAAUUUAUUUUCUUUGAUUUCCUAUUACUAAUUGUUGUUUUGCGCAGCAAAAGGAGGGAAAGAGACUUCUCAAAGGCUUCUCUGGACCUGAUUUACCAGUAGCGGAGGAAGGUCAGGAAAUAAUGGAUAUGGUCAACCCGUCUGCUCCUCUGCCCCCUUGGGUUACUGAAGAAGAUCUUUCAAACUAUGGUGCUCUCUAUGAAAAAUCUAGAUUUCAAACUGCGCUGCAAGUGCCAUAUAGGUCGAGGAAUGAAGUAUUCAACAUUUCAGAAGUGAAGCUUGACGCUCCUGAAUUGCUUAUAAUGGGUGAAAAAGAUUAUUUUUUAAAAUUUCCAGGAAUGGAUGAUUACAUACAUAAUAUUAUGAGUAAUUAUAUCGCUACUAGUGGAGAGAUGAUCACAUCAUCUAUGUUAAUCGCCCCAGCAGCGUCAUGUGCAAGAGGAAAGGGAGGAGACAAGUUUGGUAGCAAUAGUAUUUUUGGAGGGUUGAGUAAUAAUAAGGGCUUUUUUGGUAGGGUUUUGUUUAGAAAUGUGGAAGGGUUUUGUUGUAGGAGGAUCAAGCCAAAGUUUCCUGUGGCUGCAAUGGUUAAGGAUGAGAAGGAGAAUGAUGAUGACCCAUUAUGGCCUGAUCCUGAAGAUAUUGAUCCAAACUGUGAUACCCCAUUAACCAAAUAUCUAUCCUAUUUUCAUUGCCGGAAACAUGAGGUGAAGCCGCUAACUUUUUCCUUUCAGAAGCCAUUCAUUGACUUGGAUGAAAACAUCGAACGGCUACGUAAAGCUGUUGAAGAAUCUGGAUUAGAUUUUCUUGAUCUGGUCGACCGUUUGGAAUCAAAGAAUGACAAGGCUUUUGAACGUUAUCACCGCAAAUUGACGCAAAAUCAAUGCAUGGCCUUUGCUAGGCAUCCACAUAGGCCGGAUGUUGUUGAUCGCAUUCUAAACAUCACUGAAACAUGGCAUGAACUCCAUGGAGAUCGAACAAGCUAUGAUCCAGCGAUUGUGACUGGUUUAGGGAGCAUUCACGGUGAAAUUUACAUGUUCAUUGGUCAUCAGAGGAAUAGAAAGCUGAAAUCUGCGGUGCCCACUCCACGUAGCUACAAAAAGGCUUUGCUAAUGAUGAAAUAUGCUGAACAUUAUGGUUUCCCCAUUGUCAUUUUUGUUGACACAACAAGUGCUUUCCCUGAUCUUAAAUCGGAGGAACUUAGUCAGGAAGAAGCAAUAGCACAUAAUUUGAGGACAAUGUUUAGUUUGAAAGUUCCAAUUGUGACAGUGGUGACUGGCGAAGGUGGUCCAGGUGGUGCUCUUGCUAUUGCUUGUGCGAACAAAUUGCUAAUGAUGCAGAGGUCUGCAUUUUAUGUUGCAAGUCCGGAUGCAGGCGCCGAAAUACUGCAGCAAUUAUCCCCAGCAGCCCGAAAGAGAGCUAAAAAGAGGAGCAUUACUGCUCAAGAACAUUACAGGCUAAGGAUUGCAGGUGGUGUCAUAUGUGAACCAAUUGCUGGUCCUGGUGAUGAAGACCCCUGGAGUCAUGAAGAUCUUAAAAGUGCAGUUCUUGAGGUUAUGGAGGAAUUAAGAAUAUUGGAUAGUGAUGAGCUGGUGCACCACCGUAUGCUCAAGUUCCCUACAAUUAGACAUGGUGAUUACAAAAAAGAAGAUGGCCAACUGUCAACCAAAAAGAAACAUAGAAUGAACCCAUCUGAGGUAAAUUUUCUAAAGACCACUGUGAUAGAAGCUCAGCUUGAAAAACUCACGAAGAAAAUCCUGAAAGCGGAGGGAACAUUUAAUCCGGAGAAAACAGAAAUGUGGUGAUGGCUUAUUUAACAUAACAAUGAAAGCGGAGGCUGGCCGCAGAAACUAUAAACUAGUAGUGGUGCAAAUGCCAUUCUAGUUGAGUUAAAUAGCUUAGGGUGUUUCUCAUUCUGAUAAUGUGCUGUAAAAUUCAGAAACGGGAGAUUGCUUAGAGACCUUAUUGUGUUUGUUGACUUCUUCUUUAGUUAAUCAUGUUAUGUCGCGUUUCUGUCAACAGCAGUCAGCACAUGGUGCACAAAAUUUGGGAAAGAACAAAGAAUGGG
Oldenlandia corymbosa var. corymbosa is the source of this 2533-nucleotide messenger RNA. The record is from the annotation of a GenBank genome assembly. NCBI's taxonomy places the organism in Eukaryota, Viridiplantae, Streptophyta, Magnoliopsida, Gentianales, Rubiaceae.